Molecule: messenger RNA, 1104 nt
Organism: Naegleria gruberi
Lineage: Eukaryota; Heterolobosea; Eutetramitea; Acrasida; Naegleriidae
Exons: 7
Coding region: 1-1104 (367 amino acids)
Source: RefSeq, a predicted model, not a curated record
AUGAAUGGUGUUCAAUUCGCCGUAACUAGUACUCCUCCUGUCAUUACUAGUAAUGGUGGUCAGCAACCCUCCUCCUCCAAUCCUAUUAAUAAUGGUGGAAGUAAAUUGGUUAUUAGUGGAGCAAUUACAACAUCAUCAAGUAAUACACAAAUACCAACUAUUAAUUUAAAUCAUCCAAAUAUUAAUAUUAAUAAUAGAAGAUUAUCAAAUAUAUCAAGUGAUCCUAAUAUGAAUAAUGGUAUGAAUGAAUCAUAUUUUGAAUAUAGAAAUGAAACAGUAAUGGGUAUUCAACCAACAUAUAAUUAUGGUGAAUAUGGACAAUGGAUUGCAAGAUCAUUAAAUUUUCCAAUUACAUUUGGAUUUGAUUACUUACCAUAUAUAAAGUGUAUAUACAAUGAAUUAGAAAAUUCAAUUUAUUUUGGAGUAAAUUGUGCUACAAUUGGAAGUGCUAUAUCUGGUAUUAUAUCUAUAUAUGUUAAUAUUGAAAAAGAUUAUAAUAUUGGAUUAGGAUUAAUUGGUAUGCAUAUUGGUAGAAAUUAUUUAAAUGAUCAAGAUGGAUGUACAAAAGCAUUAUUAUUAUUAAAAAAAGGUAGAAAAUCAUCACCUAAUUUUUUACAACGUUUAUGGUUAUUAGAAAGAAAUAAAGAAAUUGAAUCAUUAAUUGAUUUAGAUGGUAGAAAUGUAUUAGAUAUUAAACAUAUAUUACUAAAAUUAGAAAAGAAACAUUUUGUAAUCAUGACAUUACAUAAAGCAUUUUGGAAAGAAAUGUUACAAGAAUCAAUUUCAAUUAAUAAGAUUGAAAGUUUAAACAAACAAAUAACUUCUCUAACAAGAGAAUGUGAUAUUAUAUUUAAUGGUUUAAUUGCUAAUUAUGGUAAUAAUAAGACUGUUUUAAGAACAUUUGCUAAAUAUUUAGAAGAAAUUAAAUUUGAAAAGGAAAAGGCUUUUGACAUGUAUGAUGAAGCCUCUUCUAUUGAAGAAGAAGAAUCUAAAAAAGUUACUACUUUAUAUUUACAAUCAAAUCAACAAAAAAUAAUUCUGAUUUUGAUGGAAUUGAAAAUUCACAAUAUCAAAAAAAAGAAUAUCAAUUUAGAACAUCAUUAA